ACCUUUGUUUUGAUGAGUACGGACGAGUUACUACAGUACACUACGUCAAUGACGGUCUUGAACCUCGCUAUGAUUAGGUAGCUAAAACAUGUCUCUUUUAAGCUGCAUGCCGACGGCGACGCUAAGCAAGGAGGGUCAAAGUCGUCAGUACAUUCCAUACCAUGACAGAAAAGCCAUGAACCAGAUCAUCUUUCAACAUGAUAAUGUGCUGUCAGAUGUUCACAUGUUCCUGCCCAAUGCCCGCCACUUCAUGACACGCCUCAACAAUGUUGGACAGCCUGUUUUCAUCUCCAAAUUCAAGAUUUUGUCCGAAGCUGGAAAGGAGGAGAGGAAUGAUCAGGCCACAAGGGAAAACGGUGACAACGAAACAAACAAUGAAGAGGCAGGUAGUGAAAGAAAUGUAGAACCAGCCUUGGAUGAGGAUGGAGAUCUCGAUGUCACACAUCGACCUAGGAGUAAUCCUGCAGGAGAUGGCAGCAGGGAAGUGGUCUGCCCUGUCAUUCUCAAACAAUCAUAUAACUCUGCACUACAAAACGAGGAAAAUACAGAUGAUGAGGCAGAUGAGUGCUUGAUUGACACUGUACAGAUAGAGCAUACUAUGGCAACACCCCUGGAGGAUGUUGGCAAACAGGUUUGGAGAGGAGCAUUAUUCUUGGCCGACUUCAUCCUAUCUCAGCCACUCAUGUUCAAAGGGGCAACAGUUGUGGAGUUAGGAGCUGGUGCCGGUUUAAGCAGCAUAAUCAUGGCUACUUUAGCCAAACGAGUUUACUGCACAGAUGUGGGAGAGGACCUUUUAAGCAUGUGUCAGAGAAAUGUAACUUUAAAUAGACACAUGAUUGAGCUUGCAGGUGGUGAAGUGAGAGUGAGAGAGUUGGAUUGGCUCCGAUCAGACCUUUGCAGAGAUACUGAUGUGGAACUUAGCUGGACAGAGGAGGAAGUAGCUGAUAUUCAUGACAAUGCUAGCUUCAUCAUUGCUGCUGAUGUUUGCUAUGAUGAUGAGCUGACCGAUGCCUUCUUUCGAACACUGUACCGACUUUGCAAUAACUUUGCUCAUGCCUGCACCAUCUUUAUUUCCAUUGAAAAAAGAUUCAACUUCACCCUGCGACAAAUGGAUGUUUCCUGCGAUGCCUACAACCAUUUCAAGCACUGCCUGUCCCAGCUCGAGGACCUGGUGGAUGGACAAUGCAGCUACACAGUAGAACAAGUCCCUUGUACCUUCCCACAGUUUCUUCAGUAUGAACGCAUAGAUCAACUGUCCAGUUUGCAGCGCACCUUUCACCCAACGUCAGCUGCCUCCAGCCCACCUGGAACCCAAAUGAGGACAAGCGGAGCUUUGGAAAGUGACUUCCAAUAGAGUCCCAUUUGACCAAGCCCAGUCCAAUUUUCAGCACUGUGCAUCUUGACCAGCACUCUCACCGCCAUACCGGACAGCUAUCUCUCUCCCAAGAACCUGAAAUCUUGAAAUUUCCGUUUUCUGUUGGUGUGUAUCCCUGGGAAGUUAUUAAAAUUAUAAUAAUACAGGGAGGUCCUCCGCCUACGACGUUAUAUAGUUCUGAACCAGUUUGUGCACCUUCCAGUGUGCAAGUCAACCACAGCAGUAAAGGAAAGGAAUUACUAUCUUUAUUUUCAAUUGUUUUUUAUUUGAUUAUUUUAUAUUUAUGGGUUAGAAGUGUUUUUCAUACAAACAACUACUGUAAUUAUGACUUUACUACGCUGAGUUAGCAUAGUACUGUUCCAACUUAAGUGCCGAUUGUGUCGUCGUAAUGGAGCUCUGUCGUAAUUUGAGGCGUCCCUGUGAAUUGAAAUAAAAAAUGGUCAAAGCCAUUUAUCCCCACUAAUAUCAAAUGAUAUCUUGAAUAUACAGUUGAUAUAAAAAGUCUACACACUCCUGAUCAAAUUGCUAGGUUUUUGUGAUAAAGAAAUGAGACCAAGAUAAAUAAUUUCAAAACAUGAUUGUGUGUGUGUGUUCAAAAUUAACCUAACACAUUCAUACUCGUGUUAAAUGGGUAUUUGCACACACCUUGCACUAUUUAAAAUGCCUCCGAUCAGCGCUGAAUAACAUUCAGCUAACCUAGUAGUCUUUUCCUGACAUUUUUGUCGUCACAUCUCACAUUGCAAGCCAUGCAUGGUGCGUAGAGAUUUUGCAAAGCAUCAGCGGGAUCUUAUUGUUCAAAGGUAUCAGUCAGGAGAAGGGUACAAAAGAAUUUCUGAGGCAUUAAAUGUACGAUGGAAGUGAAGACAGUCAUCAUCAUCAAGAGGAAAAAGUAAGCACAACAUUACCUAAAACAUUUGAACAUUUUGGGGAGUUCAUAAAAUCAAUCAAAGACAUUUUGGCAGUUGUGUGAAUACUCCCAUUUAACAUGAGUUUGAAUGGAAUUGGUUAAUUCAAAACAGCCACAUCCUUGGGUAUAAGAGAGUGUGCACACUUGUAUAAAGGUAUCUCAAUUAUUUACAGUAUUUUUACUUCCCUUGUGUAUAUAUAUAUUUUGGAAAUGAUUUAUCUUGGUGUUUUUUCUUUCGAUCAUAAAAACCUGAUAUUUGAAUAGGGAUAUGUAGAAUUUUUUAUAUCCACUCUACACUAUGAGUAAGUACAUUCAAACAAUUGUAUAAUGGAACUAAUCUGAUUUCACUUGUUCAAGCACAAAUGCAUUUACAAGUAUAGAUGUAAUAUUAUCAUUAACACUAUGUGGGGUUUUCCUAAACUGUUAAAAUGGAUCGUUUCUGCUGGGGUAUUUAUUGGUUAGCAUGAACUGCAUAAAGACUUGUGACCUGCGAAUGCUCCAUUCUUUCUAGUCAGAGACUAAACUCUGGUGCUGGAAACAAGCAUAUUCUGAAGAUCUUGUUUGUAAAAUAAAAAAUAUCUGUGUUUUUUUUUCCAAUCAGAACUAAUGAGAAUAUCCUACAUCUGUGUGCCCUGUAUGGUUUGGAUAUGUAAUGAAUCAUUAUUAUUAUGUGUAUUAUUUAAUUAAAAAAAAGAGAAGGAAAUUCA
Molecule: messenger RNA, 2989 nt
Organism: Phyllopteryx taeniolatus (common seadragon)
Lineage: Eukaryota; Metazoa; Chordata; Actinopteri; Syngnathiformes; Syngnathidae
Gene: mettl22
Product: methyltransferase 22, Kin17 lysine
Exons: 13
Coding region: 89-1354 (421 amino acids)
Biological process (GO): protein methylation
Cellular component (GO): nucleus
Molecular function (GO): protein methyltransferase activity
Source: RefSeq, a predicted model, not a curated record